This is a messenger RNA of Gekko japonicus, 1103 nucleotides long. RefSeq names its product cofilin 1 (gene CFL1). The record is from RefSeq and is a predicted model, not a curated record. Gene Ontology annotation, cellular component: actin cytoskeleton; actin cortical patch; cytoplasm. NCBI's taxonomy places the organism in Eukaryota, Metazoa, Chordata, Lepidosauria, Squamata, Gekkonidae. Gene Ontology annotation, molecular function: actin filament binding. The coding region runs from base 179 to 679 and encodes 166 amino acids. The transcript has 4 exons. Gene Ontology annotation, biological process: actin filament severing; actin filament fragmentation; cell motility.
GGUUGGCUUAAAGUGGAAGCGCCGAGCCGGGGCGGGGCAGCAGUUCCUUUCAGGCCUCGCUUGAUGCGCAGACCGGGUCGAAGUCGCCGCUGAGGAAGCCGAGAGUGCGAGGAGCAGCUGUAGAAGUACCUCCACCGCAUAUCCACCCUUCCUCCUUCCCUCCCUCGCCCACAGCACCAUGGCAUCAGGCGUAGCGGUUUCUGAUGGGGUCAUCAAAGUCUUCAAUGACAUGAAAGUGCGUAAGGCUUCUACCCCAGAGGAGGUCAAAAAACGCAAGAAGGCUGUGCUCUUCUGCCUGAGUGAAGACAAGAAGAACAUCAUCCUGGAGGAGGGAAAGGAGAUUCUGGUGGGGGAUAUUGGGGACACCAUUGAUGACCCGUACUUGCACUUUGUCAAGAUGCUGCCUGACCGUGACUGCCGCUACGCCCUCUAUGAUGCCACCUAUGAGACCAAGGAGAGCAAAAAGGAAGACCUCGUCUUCAUCUUCUGGGCGCCUGAGUGUGCCCCCCUCAAAAGCAAGAUGAUUUAUGCCAGUUCUAAGGAUGCCAUCAAGAAGAAACUUACAGGGAUCAAACACGAGGUGCAAGCAAACUGCUAUGAAGAAGUGAAGGACCGCUGCACCCUGGCGGAGAAAUUGGGCGGCAGUGCUGUCAUCAGUUUGGAGGGCAAGCCCUUGUGAGCCCCCUCCCCUGUCGUGCCAGUGUCUCCGGAGCUUCCAUGUUAAUGGCCCUGUGCUACCGUUUUUGGGUUGGUGGGUGGGAUGUGGGGUGGGCUCCUCCUUUUUAGUUAUGUUCCAGUUCUCUGCCUUUUCCAUCUUCACCCAUCUGGUGCUCCCCUCCUGUAAAAGCAGCUGCCCCCCCCCCCAACCUCGCAGCUGCUGUUGAAACUUGCCAAACCGUCGACAACUCUUCUCUCACGCCUCCCCCCACUCCUUUCCAGGCCCAGUCUUUCAGGUGACAUUCCUCUCUGGGCCCCAGUCCUUGGCUGCCUCCUUUGCCCCCCGGGGGACCAUCUGCUUUUCUCCAUUCCAGCCAUGGGACCACUCCAAGCAGGACUCGCUCCUGGCCAAGGCUUCAAGGGGGAGAGGGCAUCUGAAGGCCCAG